Closterium sp. Naga37s-1 is the source of this 993-nucleotide messenger RNA. NCBI's taxonomy places the organism in Eukaryota, Viridiplantae, Streptophyta, Zygnematophyceae, Desmidiales, Closteriaceae. The record is from the annotation of a GenBank genome assembly.
AUGCUGGGUUCGGGGCGGCCGUUUCUGCUGGAGCUCAAAGGGGUGAGGCGAGUGCCUACUGCUGAGGAGAUCAGGAGGAGUGAGCGGGACACCACCCUCAGUUCUCCUCCCAACACCGCGGCGCCACGUCCUCCUCCCCUCCCCCCCUACCACCCCUCCCUCCUCCCUCCACACAGGUGCGCAUGCUGGGUGCGCAUGCUGGGUUCGGGGCGGCCGUUUCUGUUGGAGCUCAAAGGGGCGAGGCGAGUGCCUACAGCUGAGGAGUUAGGGAGGAUAGAGAAGGAGAUCAACGAGCAGGAGAGGGGCAAGGUGGGCGUGUGUCAACUACAGCUGGCAGAUUCACGUGUGUGUGCAUUGAUGCGGCAGGGGGAGGCGGAGAAGCAGAAAUCAUACGUGGCAGUGGUGUGGAUCUCUCGACCAAUCGCACAAGCUGACGUUGGAAAACUGGAGAGCAUAAAGGACCUGGAGCUGCAGCAGAAGACCCACCUUUCCUCUCGCAUACACACACGAGUUUUAUGCCUUUUUCCUCCUCUCAUCCCAACAGGAGCUCCAGCAGAAGACCCCCAUCCGAGUGUUACACAGACGGAGCCCUCUCACUCGCCCUCGAACCAUCUACAGCAUGCAGUGUCAUCUGUGCUCUAUGGUGUCACGUGGUGCCAUGUGGUGCCAUCUGGUGCCAUCAAACCCACACGUGUUCCUUCUCCACCUCACCACUCAGGCAAGUCAUACAGUGCGGUGCCACAUGGUGUCGCAUGGGACAUAUGCACACUCCUCACACUGCUGAACUUCACCUCUUGGCCGUCUCUCUCCUUUCCUGCUGCUGCUGCUGCUGCUGCUGCUGCUCCUUUUGGUGUUGUGGCUGUUGCUGCUGCUACUGCUGCUGCUGCUGCUACUGCUGCUGCUGCUGCUGCUGCUCCUUCUGGUCUUGUGGCUGUUGCUGCUGUUGCUCCUUGUGGGUGUGCAGGCGGGUACUUAGGCGGGUACUUAUGUUAA